Messenger RNA from Schizophyllum commune H4-8, 1350 nucleotides. RefSeq lists its product as uncharacterized. The record is from RefSeq and is a predicted model, not a curated record. Lineage: Eukaryota; Fungi; Basidiomycota; Agaricomycetes; Agaricales; Schizophyllaceae. The transcript has a single exon. Gene Ontology annotation, molecular function: protein binding. Bases 1 to 1350 code for a protein of 449 amino acids.
AUGGCCGCCGCGAGCGAAGUCGUCUUCACGAGACCACAAGCAAUGGAUAUCGACGCACCUGGCAGCAAACCGCGCCUCUCCCCCCUUACAACCCCCACGGUCUCCGAUGACCCUGAGAAAACCCCAGUCGCGCUCGCAGACAAUACCCCACGUACAGAAGCUGCCGACGACCCGAACCGACUCUCUUUGCCUGGCAAGCGCGCGUCCGAGUCGACCGCGGACGACCGGCCAAGCAAGCGCGCCAGCCAGCUGUCCGGCGUGUCCGCAGCCUCACAGCCAUCUUCGCCUGCGCUGCAACGCGCACAUCAGUCCUCCCUUUCCGCCAGCCGCCCUGCCCCACCAUCCCCGCGUCUUUCGCGUCGCGGCAGCACCACCGACAGACGGUCUAGCGGUACCGCCAGCCGUGCUUCUCGCUCCGCUGCCCCUGCACCCCUCACACCAGGCAUCCACCGCUCCUCAUCCCCCGCACCCCCACGUAUUCGAGAUUAUGCCUAUCCGCACGACGACCCGCGCCAUGUGGGCACCGGUCUCGCGCCCCCUACGUCCUCCGCGCCAAAUGACCUUGCCGAGGGUUACGUCCGCCUCUCCGGCGAGGGCGAACGGGAGCGCAAGCGCGGCAGCGGCUGGAGUAGCGAUCAUAGUACGGGCGACGGAGACAAUAAAGGACCUUGGGGUGGCGAUGAAGGCUGGGCUGGCCUUGGCUGGAUGGGCCGCCUGAGCUGGCAGUUCAAGAACGCCAACGGGGGUGCCGGCGCCGCAGGUGGAGGCGAAGGCUCAGGCGGCGGUGGUGGCGGAGGUAGCCAGGGCCCUGCCCGCUACACGGACUCCGAUGGCCGCAUCGACCUCGACCGGGCUGCUGCACUCGAUGACGACGUGGCUACAGAGCCCGACGUCGACUCUCCCGCUCGCUUCGGCUCUCAUUCGCCCCACGCGCCAGAAUUCGACGAGGACUCGCAGGCGUACGACGACAGCCGCGUCGACGGGACCGACGAGGAAUCGUCGGUACCUGCGCCAGGCGUCUACCGCGCUGCAUACUCUUUCGCCGCUGAAGGUCCCGCCGAGAUGUCCGUGCGCACUGGCCAGCUCGUGCGCGUGAUCGGAGGCGGCGAUGCUGGAUGGGCUAUCGCUGUGCGUGGCUGGCAUCCACGGGGGUCGGAAAAAGAGAAGCUGCAGCGGCGAGUGCAGGAACUCGGUCUCGCCGAUACCGACGAAGAGGAGGCGGAGGAAGGGGCGGAAGACUUGGGGAAGGAAGACGUCGACAAGGAGGGGAAGGACGGCGAGCACGCACUCGUACCCGAGAGCUACCUCGAGCUCGUCCGCGCCGACGGGGAUGAGGGCGGGAGCGCAUAG